Messenger RNA from Maniola jurtina (meadow brown), 3916 nucleotides. RefSeq lists its product as uncharacterized. Bases 208 to 3879 code for a protein of 1223 amino acids. The transcript has 9 exons. Gene Ontology annotation, biological process: imaginal disc-derived wing hair organization. The record is from RefSeq and is a predicted model, not a curated record. Gene Ontology annotation, cellular component: cell cortex. NCBI's taxonomy places the organism in Eukaryota, Metazoa, Arthropoda, Insecta, Lepidoptera, Nymphalidae.
GUUAGUACAACGAAUGAAAAUUAGAUCACCUUCAGAGAAGUUGAGAAGUUUCAAAGUAACGAAAAUGUCUACAAUAUCAAGUAAUCAAAGAAAAGUAAUGGGAGCUUUGAUACUGAAAAAGAAAAUGGAAAAUGGCGCCAGCUGGGUAACAAUGACUGAAUAACGUGGAAAGCUCAUUGUCUACGUAGUACCAGAGCUUGACAAAAGAUGGCGUUAUUGAUACUCUUGAUGAUCGCUUUUGCAAGUGCUUCUAAUACGAGAGGGGAGAUGUCGCUGGCGAAUGUAACAAGAUUUGCUAAUGGAGAUCUAUUUUCUUUAGUUGGAACAGACUGUGGCUUGACUCGGUGUAUGGAAGUGUCCCAUGGGACUGCGUUGGCCGCCAUGGGAGGCGGCGGUGGCUGCGUCUGCCAGUGUAGAAGAGAAACGCCUGCUUUUAGGGAGGAUCGCAGAACUUGCGUUAACUACAUUGACGAAUGCCCAAUGGCCAGCUUCGGACGUGGAGCGACGAAACCGCAAAUACCUUUCGUCUUUCUACCACUGAAAGGGCAGAUCAUCUAUCCUUCCAAAGAAAUCAUUUUCACGGACGUGGAAGAUGCAAUCUGUGCAGUGACCAGUGCACAAUACCUAUCACCAUCGGGCUGGGUGACGCUCCGAGAUCUAGUGGACAACGACGUACCUUUCGGGCUGUACCGUGAUGAAGGCAGCACUUACUUGCAGUGGCGAGGUUCUCCGAGUCUUCACACGCGUCUGGAAGGACGCCUUGUGACCGCUCAUGUGUUGUGCUCAGCAUCCAAACCUACUCACCUUGCUGCUUCAUGCGCUGCUUUCCGUAUCGCUGGAAUAACUCGCCAAACUCUACUAGAUGUUAGGUCAAUACCAUUCCAUGCUGGAGAAACGGUCACGGCAGAGCCAGCUGGGCAAAGUCAAGGCCUUAGUGUUCUAGAGUCACUUGCAAUUGGCGUCUGCGUCUUGAUGAUUGUCUUCGUCUACGCCGCUGGGAUCAUCUUCUUCAUCCACUAUAAGCAAAAGCAGAGAAGAAAGUCCAAAGACCCUGAGCUGAAUGAUUCUCAUACUAAUUCUACUGACAAUGGAUCUACCAUGGAUUCACAUCUGGGCAUGGAUAAUAUGAUAAUGAAAACCAAUCCAUUGAUGAACUUGGAAAACACAAGAAGUGAUUACACAACUGAUGCAGGUCUAUCCGAUGUGAGCGAACAUACAGAGGAUACAUUUGAUUCUUCGUCGCUCAAAACACAACAGUUUCAGGAUCGGAAUUGUAAUGUAGUAUCUGCAGUAAUACAUUCGAGACGUAAAAAACCAUCAAGACCCUCAAUAAGACCAUCUUCGACUCCAGAGCGUGUCAAUGAUAGGAUCCAAAGACGAUCGUCUUCACCUGAACUUGAAAGGGCUCCACAUUCUGAUCUGUCAAUACUUCACUGUAGUGUAGAAAAUGAUGACUCAGAGAAUUCACCACUUCCACCUGAAGGAGAACCAAUUAUUAGAAGAAAAUUGUAUUUUAAUCCAGUAUUUUUUGAAAUAGAACACUUGAAGAGUCCUCCGCCAGCAGCUGUCGACUUUUUAACCAAAUUAAGGGAAGUUAUGUCCAUUGCUAAGGAAAAGAUGAUAUCAAAGAGGUUCAUUCCUAUAUUAUCUGAUAUACCAGAAGAAGAAUCAUAUCACACAGUAGAUCUUGGUUGGGAUAUUCCUUGCGCAAGAAGAGGUAGAAGAUUUAGCGCCAUAAGUUUAAAGCGAGAAAAUAGCCGGCGCACUAUUCUAUGCGGAGGUUGUCCCGGAUGUAACAGUAAUGAACGAGCCAAGAAAAAUGCUAGCUUAAUUAGAUCUAAUUCGUGUAAAACUUGUGUUAGUGAUGAUUAUAAACAGAAGAUAGUUCAAAAAUGGUUAGACGAAGUCCCUACACCUGCCACUGCAACUAGACCCGUUAAAUCAAUAGCCAAGGUUAGUGGAACACCAAGAGUUAUUGAACCCAAAGAAAAAGAAGAAGUUAGGAUUAGUUUAGUAGAACCAGUGCGUAAUGAAGAACCAGAGACUGUUCAAAUUACUGAAUCAAUUUUAACAAAAUAUAUUAAUGGUAUAAAUUUAAAAAUCGAAGAUAGUUUUGAAAACGAAAUAAUCCAGGAUCAAAAAACUUCUCAAAACACUAUUGUCUUAUCAACUGCCACUAACUCUCUAGAACGAAAGAGUCCUUCAAAUUAUGGUACUCGACUAGUUAGAAAGAAUUUGCCCCCACCACCUCCUCCUCCGAUCGAAUUCUCAGAUAUUAGUGACACAAAAGAGCCAGUGUCUCCAGAAGUGAAAAGAAAAAUGCAGGCAGUUAUACGUGAAUUAAAUAAAUGUCGUCGAGUUGAAGAACCAGAUAAAUUUUAUGAUAUCCUAAAGUCACCUACUAUGGUACCCAAAUUAGUGAUACCAGUCGUCGCUGCAGAUUCAAUUUAUUUUAAUGACACUAAUAGGCUUUAUGAAGAUCGUAAAAAGGAUUCAGAAAAUGUAAAUAAUGUACAGUUUGAUAGUUUGGAAAGAAAUAUGCCAAAAAAGAGAAGAUUUUCCUUAGACUUUGCGGCGCAACCAAAUAAGAAAGACAUGUCAACUCUACAAAACACCAAUAUAACUCGCGAUAGAAGAACACAAAGUUGGCGUGAUUUAAAAAUUACUUCAACUGGAAAUUCUCAGCAAACAAUAACAUAUAACUGUGAUAGUAGAAAAAAAUAUAACUCCAAUAAUGAUGUAUUCAUAAACUCUGUAGAACCUAUAUAUAAUAACAUCGAAAAUCUUGGUCCUCUAACGAUUGAAGUUCGAGGUUCUCCUGUAGACCAUAGGCAGAAGAUCAAUGAUGAUUUUGAUCCUGAUACUCUUGAUAGAAAACCUAAAAAGUCCAUGGAAGAAACCGAAACUAAAAAAUGCGUCGAAAGAAUAGUGCUCAAGUCUGGUGGAAGUUUUAAAUAUAAACUUGUUCUUCCUGAAACUCAACAAAAAAGAAGUCCACCAGAAGAAGCAUUUACGAGAAAAAUUGGUAGCUUAAGGCAAAUUUAUGAAGCUCGAACUAAAGCUCAAAAUGACAUACGAUUUUAUGCAAGACGUGGUAGUGUACCUAAUGGUACUCAAGAAUUGGCAGCUUAUAUAAAGAAUUUGGAACAACCUAGAAACUUAGACAAUCCAUUUGAUUUCAAACCACCUGUACCACCUAAACAAAAACGUGCGGAGUUCUAUACCAAAGGAAAUACACCCAGAAAUAGUCCUCCAAGUGAUCGAUACCGCUCAUCAGAAGAGAGAGAUAGAUUCCCACCAUAUUCAAGAAGUGACGAAAGAAGAAGUGAUAUAAAUGCAAGACGCUCUGGAAGACGAUCGGCUAGAACAAGACCCAGGCGAGUUGAUAUAAGAAAACUUUGCCGAACUGAAGAUUCUGGUUAUUUAAGUACAGAUUCGAAUGAAUCAAAGCGAAGAGCUAGAUAUUUAAUGCAAUUGAAACCAAAAUUAGUUCCCCCAGAACCUAUUCUAAAAAUGCCUGCAAACAAAAUAAAUAAUUUACAUAUAGAUACAGACACAGAUGAUUUGGAAUCAUUGUGUGACGGACGAAGUGAAUCUGGGGGAGAAAGUGUAGAAACAGAUUCGGUAUUCUUUGGCAAUUUUAAUGAUUCGAAGCAUAUUUUCGAAGAAUUAGGUUAUGGGCGUCGGAAUAAGCUAGGUCGCAGUCAAGAGCAAAUAGAUUCUGGUUUUGCUGGUGAAACCAAUAUAAUAGUAAGUGGAGACAGUGACUCUGAACAUAAAAGUGUUAUUUCUAUUGUAACUGGACACGACGGGAGAGCUUCGGCUGCCUCAAUUACAAAUUUAGACGAUUCGCCAUAUGUACAAUCCGUGGAAUGUUAGUAAAAUUUGUUACUUAAAAUAAAGCCAAAUCAUAAAA